ACAUAUGUUCCAUACACAUCUGAUAAGUUGAAUUAAACCGGAAACCGGAAACAUCUGAACACCUUACAUAAUUUUCAGAUUUUUGUAUAACAAACGAAGGAGUGACAGAAACUGUCAUACAUAUUCCAAUAAUUUACAUUUUUGUAAUGGGUAUCAUUCGGUCAGUACGUGCAUUAAAAUCUAAGGACUCAGUAUUGUUACGGUUUGCUGUAAAAACCAGUAUUGUGGGAAGUAUCGUAUAUAUCACAUACGAAGAGGGUUUAUGGUCAAAACCAGAAGAAACUGCUAAAUUAUAUGAAAAAUUAUAUGUUAAUGUCGCUCCUUACGUUAACCAAAAUGUACCUAAAGAGGUAACAGAAAAGUAUGCUAAAUUGCCCAGUGUUACAACUCUUACAAGUUGUGCAAAAAAAUCUUGGAACAAAGGAGUUAUGACUACUAUGGAAUUCAUAGCUAAUUUACCUACUCAUACUGUGAAUGGUACUAUGGGUUUAUAUAAACAUGCAGAACAGUAUAUCAAAGAACUAAAUUAGUCUGAUGAAAAAUUAUACAUAAUAUUGUUAGAAUUGUUUUAUAUAUACAUUUUGAGUCAAAAUCAUGUAAUCAUGUAAAUUAUUAUAGUAUUUAUAAAUAA
Molecule: messenger RNA, 631 nt
Organism: Osmia lignaria (orchard mason bee)
Lineage: Eukaryota; Metazoa; Arthropoda; Insecta; Hymenoptera; Megachilidae
Product: MICOS complex subunit MIC13 homolog QIL1
Biological process (GO): cristae formation
Cellular component (GO): MICOS complex; mitochondrial crista junction
Source: RefSeq, a predicted model, not a curated record